Messenger RNA from Aspergillus saccharolyticus JOP 1030-1, 453 nucleotides. RefSeq lists its product as uncharacterized. Lineage: Eukaryota; Fungi; Ascomycota; Eurotiomycetes; Eurotiales; Aspergillaceae. Bases 1 to 453 code for a protein of 150 amino acids. The record is from RefSeq and is a predicted model, not a curated record. The transcript has a single exon.
AUGCAUGCAAAUACGCCCAGGAAAGAAGUCAAAGAGAUCCUUGAGUGGAGCCAUGGAUUGAGAAGCCAAGACACUCUUGGAGACCUUGGAAAUGAACCAAAGUCAGCCCGCGUGCAGGCUGGACACAUCAAGAGAAUCGUUCCUGCGCCGGGCGUGGGUGCGUCUGAUGCUGUUUCGCAGGCGGGCCCUGCUCGCUCGUUGAGUCUCCCGGUUGGUGCGUUCGUUGCGCCGCAGGCCAUCGUGGCCACCGAUGCAGGGCCUUCGGUCGGAAAACAUGACAAGCCGAUGAGGUUUCUUCAGCUGCGCAAGUGCGAAGAGCUCCUAGAGGUGGAUUGUCCAAGCUACCGCUACCCGACCGAUGCCGUGCGCAAGACAAAAAUGGCUAUCGUAGAGAUCAAAACAAACUCGCGGUGCGGAAGGGCAGAUCUUGCGUACAUGACGCAGCGAGCAUAA